This is a messenger RNA of Dichomitus squalens LYAD-421 SS1, 1456 nucleotides long. RefSeq lists its product as uncharacterized. The coding region runs from base 80 to 295 and encodes 71 amino acids. NCBI's taxonomy places the organism in Eukaryota, Fungi, Basidiomycota, Agaricomycetes, Polyporales, Polyporaceae. The transcript has 4 exons. The record is from RefSeq and is a predicted model, not a curated record.
GGGACUGACAUUCCUGUGGGGCACUGAGGACCCGCAAGCUCAAAGAUUAUAAAGCACGCUGUGGCUUUCGUCAUCAAUCAUGUCUAACCCUUACCCCGCCUUGCUACUACCCGGAGGGACGGAGGCACCUUCGGUCCCCGUCAAGCAGUACACCUGCUUCCCAAGGAGCAUCACGCCCCCGACUGCCCCACCGCCCAUCCCCCUCCCUCUACCGCGCAGCUCCCACCCGAGAUCUGGAAGAUCGUUUUCGAUAGCCUCGCCGACCCUUCUGACCCCAACAUCGCUCCCACCCUAGCAUCCUUAACGCGCGUAUGUCACUUCUUUCGAGAAGAAGGGGAGGCCGCUCUCUACCGUGAUGUGUCCGUAGGCCCAAGCAUUUCUCAAGUCCGCAAAUUCCUGGAGACAGUAGGUGGAGACAGGGAGCGUGCGUCUACCGUGCGAUCGUUGCGCCUCGAUAUCCCCGAUGUUGCGUACGGAGUACCCCCCCUCCCCGCAGCCGCACGAAGCUUCAUUGGGGACACGGCCCGCCACCCAAACAUCGCCCUCGUUGAUGUCGGGACGAUACAAGCCCUCCGUCCGUCCAUGGAAAGCAUGUUCCGUCACGCCGUCAACCUCGUCGACCUCCGCUUCCCCGCGCUAGAGGACUUCCCAGGUAUACUCCACGGAGCAACAUUCCGCCUGUGGUCGCUGACGACAACCGGCAUGGCGUUUGGCGUACUCCACCAAUGGGAGAACUCGGUCCCCCCGGCGCGGGAUAGCAACUGCUAUUCCAUGUACAGUCCUGUCGAGAAGCUGCGAUCCCUUCGGAUACUCGACCUGGACUUGAAGGGCAUAUGGUGCUCGGCGAAGAGUCUCCACACGACGUUCUGCCAAUAUUCUAUCACGCACCUGACUCUUAGGGGCACCGCAGACCGUUCCCUCGCGGACGAUCUCCUUCCUCUGAUGGCCGAGCGCCUCGUAUCUUUCAGACUAGUCCUCGCCGCGCGCGACCAGGAGUUACUUCCUUGGACGGACAUCUGGCCCACGCAGAUUCUUGGAAAUACCGAGUUGCCCGCCCUGAAGCACUUCGAGCUUUCGCUUUGCCCUGGCAGCAUCCAUCGCAGCAAGCGUUCAUCCCCUUCGAUCAUUCCUGGAAGGCAGCAUGCCCAGUCAUCCAGACAUUCGUCUGGAGACCAUCUGCGUACCAUCUACAACUAUUCCGCGUCGGAGGGACAUCCCGGUCCCGUUUCCACGACGCUCUUCCUGGGUACAACACUGCGCUCUUCGCCAGUUGGCCAUCGUUGGAACGAUUCGAACGGCCUAGGCUGGAGAUGGGACUCGACAGCUAUGCUACAUGCGUGGCCUACACCCGUGGGGAACGAGGCGGUCUUGUCGAAGAGGUUACCGAGUUUUCUGAGGAUCGAGAAUAGGCGCUCUCAUCAUCAUCAACGUCUGCUUCCCAUUCCUUACCCUUUAC